This is a messenger RNA of Tetrahymena thermophila SB210, 3609 nucleotides long. RefSeq lists its product as hypothetical. Gene Ontology annotation, cellular component: exocyst. The transcript has 3 exons. Gene Ontology annotation, biological process: exocytosis; Golgi to plasma membrane transport. The record is from RefSeq and is a predicted model, not a curated record. Lineage: Eukaryota; Ciliophora; Oligohymenophorea; Hymenostomatida; Tetrahymenidae.
AUGGAGAAUAUUAAAGAGAUUUUACUUUAGAUUCAUAAAAGUUAAAAAAAACUUAGAGUAAAAAUCACAGUCUUUCUUAAAAAGUUAGAAGAAGUUUUGUUCAAGAAAAGAGAGAAAUUAGAUGGAAGCGCAAUAAGACUACUUCUGAUUGGAGGAGAAAAAGAUUUGUUUGGUUUAUUAUAGAUAUGUGGUAUUAGAUCUAAAUUCAAGGGUAGCUUGAAGAACUCAAGCUACUACUGCAUAAAAUUACUGUAUAGAUUGUUUACUGAGCACUCUUAGAAGAAGGAUAUUUUAUAAAUAUUUUACGAUUUUGAUGAAGAUGAAUUUCUUACUAUGAGGUUGGCUUCUCAUAUUAUGAGUGAUAAGAAAAAUGAUGAUGCGGGAUAUAAUGUAGCUAGGUUGAUUAGAGAGAAAAGACCUCAUUUAAAUCUAAAGUCUUACAUUUAAGAUAGAGUAGCUUAGGAUAAAUUUGAAGAAUGGAUGAAGCAAUAUAAAUCAAGCCAGGCUCAGCGAUAAAUAAACUAGGUAGAGUGGAAGGAUCAAGAAGGGGAGGAUGCUGAGCAAUUAAAAAAGGAAGCACCAAAAAUUAGCGAUGAUUUUAGAUCUUCAAAUGCAAGAAAGAGGGAUGAAAAAAGAAUGAAAAAACAAAAAUACUUUUAAGAAAUUCACUUAAAAAACUUUUAGUUAAAUGCAGAAUAUUUCAAAAUGACGUUUUAAGAUCCUCUUAUUUCUGCUCUGGAGGAUGAAGAUGAUAUAAAAAAAAGCUAAUCUUCUAAAAACUCUAAGAGAUAAACUUCAAUGAUAAAGAAUUAGCUUAAGUAGGUUUUUAGUAAGAGAAUUACUAAGCCAGAAGACAUUAUAAAGAUCAUAUCUCUAAAUGUAGACAGUGGUAAAGUUCCUACUUUGGAUGAGGUUAUCUUGAAGAUUCAUAUUGAGUCUCCCGAUUUUGAUCCUAUUGCAUUUUUAUCAUUGUUUCAUACUAAGACUCCUAAUGAUCAGUUAGAAAAAGCAGCUAGAUUAUUAUAAAAAGAGCAGAACAAGGGACUCACUUUAAAUAAAAGUUUAGUUUAUUAUUACUUGGAUCAAUUCUUGGAAGUUCACAGAGGAGUGAUAAGGACUCACCAGAAUUUCAUUCAAGUUGAAGCUUAAAGCCAUGGUAGCUACUUCAAUUAGCUGAAAGUUUCUCAGACAAAUUUAGAAAAAAGUGUUGAUGUUGUCAAUCAAGAAAUGAUAAAAAUGAAAUCUGACAGUAGCAGCUUGAGAUUGACACUGUCUUUCUUAAACAAGAAUGAGCUGUUAAUUAGCAUGCCCAGUUAGCUAAAAAAGCAUUACAAUAAAAAUGAUUUUGAAAAGAUUUCUAAGCUUUUCCAGUAGGCUUUUCCUUACUUGAAGAGAUAUAAAGGUAUGAAGAUAUUUUAGCAGGUAUUUCUUGAAAUAGAUAGAAUUCUUCAGAUGAGUUAGGAUCUUGUCAUCAGUCAAGUUGAAAAAAAUCUUGACAAUCGAAGAAAAACGACUGAGUUUACAAAUAUUUUACUCGAUUUACAGUACGACUAUUAAGGUGACUCAAAUUUAAUGCAGCAAAAAUCUAAUAUUAUUAUGGGAAAACCUUCAAAUGUGAUGAAUAAUGAUGCUGAUAAAAGAGGGUCUGUCAUGGUAGAGCCUGAAGAGAAUCACAAUUUAAUUAAAAUGAUAAAAUAUUUAGAAAAGAGAUUAUCUGAGAAUAUAAAAAUAAAUACGGACAUGAGUUCCUAAGAAGAAAAUAAAGAAGAAAAACCAAAAAUACAAUCAAGCACUUACAUAGUUGAGGAAACAGGAGUAGCCAAUACUAACGACUAGGAAAAUAGAAUGAAAAAAUUAAAACUAAUAAACAACGUUUUAUUUGAUAGCGAUAGAUUAGUAAGUUUUAUGUAUUAAAGCAGUAUUUCAGCAUCCACAAGGUAGUUAAAAAUUAAAGAUAUUGAGAAUUAUUUCACUGAAAACAUGUCCAGAUUCGAAAAUUUUUAUCUCCUUCUUUAAUCUUAUUAAGAUGGCGAAUAUGAUUAUAAGCUGCCUAUUAGGUAAGGCAAAGCAACUACUAGAAAAGCUCUUAAACACUUUUAAAUUAUUUUUGAAUCAUUGAAAAAAGCGGCUUAAAGAUGCAUUCAGUUUUUAGAAUUAAAUUAUAAUUUCAGACAAAAAGUAAAUGAGCAAAGACCUAUUUCGGACUACAAUGAAGAUGAGCUUAAUCUUCUGGUCAGUUAAAUUUAGCGUGGCAAGGAAGAUGUUAUUAGUUGCAGCAAUAUAGUUCAUUUGCUCAAAUAAUUAGAUUAGAAAGUUAGAAUGGGAAAAGAAUUUAUUUAAUAGCUAUAAGAAAAGACUCUUUAGAUGGCUUACAUGGUGCAACUCUAUGAACUCAAAGUGAUUAAGAUGGAGAGAUAUGAUUUCUAUGGCAAUCUAACAAUUUCUAAAACUUUUACAAAUGAUGACGAGUUUAUCAGUCCAUUCAGCACUUAUUUGUACGAGUGUUUGCUCGAAGGAGUAGACUUUCUUACUUAAUUGAAGAUUUUUUAGCCUUAAGUUGAUCUCCAAAGUUUGGAUAAAAACUAUUUAAAACAAGCAAUUUCAAUAUGUUUUAGAGCUGUGUUUUACCAUGUAAUGAAAGAACAUAAGCGCUUAUAAGAAGAAGAAAGCGAAUUCAGUAAAGCAACAGGAAAUUACUCAUAUUUGGCAUUUUCAAGUGAUUUAGUCUUUCUUAUCUUGCUCUCAAACAUUAUCAGUUUUUAAAAGUAUUAAUGUAAAUUGCUCCUAACUUAAAUAUAUGAUUAAAUCUUAAAAAAGUAAAUCAAGCCCAACCAAUCAGCAUCUGAAUCUGCUUAAAAUAUAGAAAAAAACAUAAGUAAACAAGUUAAGGAAAUAAAUAGUUUAAUGGAUUAGAUGGUUGAGGAUUUAAAGAAAAAAUUAACUUAUCUUAAAGCCUAAGAAAUUCUUAGAGACUCUUCAGACCUCUUCACAUCAUGGAAUAAUGCUGAAAGUUAAAGUGGAGAGAAUCAAAUUAGGAUGUCAUCAUUAUCGCCUACUGGAACAACAGCCAACGAUUUCAAAUUUGAUGCUAACACUGUGUAUAAUAUCUCUAUAUUGCAACAGUUGGCACCUCCAAAUAUAGCCUAGUCACAACAAGAUAUUCAGAUGAGCCAAAACAUAUCAUUAGAUAAAUAUGAAAUAAGGUAUAAAAUGCUAGAUAUUUUAAGUGAGUUUGAUUAGUUCAUUUAAUUAAUAUCUCUUAAUUGUAGUUAAACAUUAGUCAAAGCUCUCCCAACACUACUUUUGCAAGAAAUUUUGAUGGGAAUAAAAGACAUAUUAGAAAAUAAGUAAAAAAAUACAAAUGUUUUAAUGCUAAAGCAGCUAAGAAUAGAACUGGAAUUCCUUUAAGAUGCUACUUCUUAAAGAAUAAAAUCAGCUGAUACUACAUAGCUUUUUUUGAGCAUUUAUAGCUCUAUUGAUAAAAUUUUUCAAACUAAAUUCUCAUAAUCAUAAAGCAACUAGCAACUAUACAAAAUUGACAAAGGCAAGUUAAUCGAUAUUAUAAGAAUAACAAAAUACAAAGCCAAACUCAACUUUACUUUUAGCUGA